AUGUCUCCGGGCUCUCGGAGCGACGCCGAGGAGCUGCCGGAGAUGGACCUGCGAGGACUGCAGCUGGAGUUCGCGGUGGCUCCUCCGGCCUCCAAGCGGCGCCCCCGGGGAGAGCCCUGCUGCCCCUCCGCAGGCAGUUCCUCGGCCGCGGAAGACGACGAUGAAGAGGAGGAGGAGGAGGAGGAGUGCGGCGCCAGGAAGAGGAGGCGGCGGGCUCCGGGAGCGCCGGGGGGCGAGGAGCAGGGCAGGGGCGGCGGAGGGUGCAAGCGCCUGGGGGGCCGUAGCAGUGGCGGCGGCGGCGGCGGGGGGCCGGAGUGCAAGCAGACGCAGCGGAACGCGGCCAACGCGCGCGAGCGAGCCCGCAUGCGCGUGCUGAGCAAGGCGUUCUCGCGCCUCAAGACCAGCCUGCCCUGGGUGCCGCCCGACACCAAGCUCUCCAAGCUGGACACGCUGCGCCUGGCCUCCAGCUACAUCGCCCACCUCCGCCAGCUCCUCCAGGAGGACCGCUACGACAAGGGCUACGUCCACCCCGUCAACCUGACUUGGCCGUUUGUGGUUUCAGGAAGACCAGAAUCUGACACCAAAGAGGUUUCUGCAACCAACAGACUAUGUGGAACUACGGCUUAGUUAAAGAGGAAGCAGCACUAUUGCUGGAUGUGCCUAGAAACCACGGUUUUUUAAUGGACCAAAUCAAACUGGUACAGCUGUAUAGUAAAUGUUUAACCCACCGCUUUUAUUCAGAUGGAAGGAAAGAUGUACUUAACUGUACUGAAGAGAAGAAGACAGUUUACUGAACUUGUGGCUGUAGCCAAAAUGGUGGCGUUAGGAAGGUUUUCAUUUGUGUUGGUAACAACAGCGCCUGAAGAACUUGUUCUGAAGCAUUUCUGACUGACUAAAGAAGAUACAAAAGAAUGAUAAUGAUAGAAUUAACAGCAUGGACCCAAAGUAUAGAUUAUGCAAGCUACUCCCAAACAGUAUUAUUUGUAUGCCAAAGGAAAGUGGUAUUCUAGAAUAGCAUUUAAACUAAAAUUUAUAAUAUAUUUGAUUUUGUGUUAUUGGCAGCUAUGCAAUAGUAAGACUACGUCUGUAGUCUUAGCCACAUUUUAUUAAGGAUGAUGACAAAAAUGUAGUUUCUACUUGUUUCUUUGAGGCCUGCUCCGUAAAUUUAUUAAAUCAAAUUACGUACUUGAAUGCAAACCAGACACAUGCAUUUUCAUUGAUGCAGAUGGAACCACAUUUGUUUAAAUAAUUUCUGGGCCUUAAAUGGUCAUAGAUCACAAUAAUAAUAAUAGAAAAGGUCUUGUUGGAAAUAGGCUAUUGAUUAUAUUUAUAAGGGUGUAUUCAGGAAAAUUUGAAAGAAUUCCCUAAACUGUUAGAAGUCUGUCUGUUUACUUCAAAUGAAGUUGUUACUUCAAAAAAAAUUUUUUUUUAACAUAAGAUCAGGAUGUUAAAAAAUAUUCAAACUUACUGUUCCUAUGAAACAUUAACUUUUAUAGUGUUCUUUUUUUGCAAAUGGUAUAAUCAGUAUUUCAAAUGUGAGUAAUUUUAUUUUUAUACACAAUAUUAAAAGCUUUGUUGCAAGGA
This is a messenger RNA of Heteronotia binoei (common prickly gecko), 1584 nucleotides long. RefSeq names its product musculin (gene MSC). Gene Ontology annotation, biological process: skeletal muscle tissue development; regulation of transcription by RNA polymerase II. The transcript has 2 exons. Lineage: Eukaryota; Metazoa; Chordata; Lepidosauria; Squamata; Gekkonidae. Bases 1 to 627 code for a protein of 208 amino acids. Gene Ontology annotation, molecular function: RNA polymerase II transcription regulatory region sequence-specific DNA binding; DNA-binding transcription factor activity, RNA polymerase II-specific; protein dimerization activity. The record is from RefSeq and is a predicted model, not a curated record.